This is a messenger RNA of Haliotis rufescens (red abalone), 815 nucleotides long. Its product is annotated as WSCD family member CG9164-like. The transcript is spliced from 3 exons. Gene Ontology annotation, molecular function: sulfotransferase activity. The coding region runs from base 24 to 722 and encodes 232 amino acids. The record is from RefSeq and is a predicted model, not a curated record. Lineage: Eukaryota; Metazoa; Mollusca; Gastropoda; Lepetellida; Haliotidae.
CAAUUGUUGGAUGCGUCAUCGUCAUGGUUUUAUCCAUAAUUUGGCUGGUUUCAUAUACAGAAAACACGUCACGGAUAAACAUGAAGACACGGGUCGCCUCUUCAUCCGUGUUAUUACCAUCAGUUGCCAAAAAGGACAUAGAAUGUCCCAAAGUCUCCCUCUCCAAGAAGCCUCUGCCCCUCACUGUUCUGGUCAGCUUCCCAGGAUCCGGUAACACGUGGACAAGACACCUGCUGGAACAGAUGACAGGUGUUGCAACAGGCUCAGAUGACUUCGAUAAAAACCUAGAAGCACGUGGGUUCCUCGGUGAGAGGAAAAUGGAUGGCUCAACCAUAGCAGUGAAAACCCACACUCUGUACAAACCCCAAUCAAGGAAACCCCUACGUGAUAUCAAGCGAGCGAUUCUCAUCAUCAGGAAUCCCUAUAAUGCAAUGGUGGCCGACUUCAACCGACUUCACUCUAAAAGCCACGUUGGAACGGUGUCUCUUCCAAUUUUCAUUAGGGACUGGAAGAGAUAUCUUUCCGAAUGGUCUCAUAAAUGGUACAGUUUGAACCAUUCCUGGAUCACACAAAAGGACAAUCUUCUUGUAAUAUUUUACGAAAACCUCCAAAAACACCUGGAACAAGAACUAACUAGACUAUAUUCAUUCCUUGAUGAUGGCAGUUUCCAUGGCAACAUACAAUGUGCUUUGAACAUUACAGAGGGAAACUUUCAUAGAUAAAAAAGUAAAGCGUUGCCAAUAUCGUUUUUCUAUGGUGACAGUGAUGUACGUCUCAUGAACAGAUAUAUCGACGAUGUUUACAUUUUGCUGAAG